CUUUAACACUUGAGGUCGGUGCACCUCUCAAAGUUAUCUCAAGUUCUCAAUGAGAGCAGUACGAUGCUUGCAAUAAGCCUGACUUUUCAGGGAUAGUGAUACAUUAAAACAGAUUUCUUACUGCUGUCGGCCGGCAGUUCCUUCCCUAUGGUCCAACAUUUUUGCUCAUGUGCUGUCGAUUUGAGCUCCUCGGCACCCUCAUUCUGUUCUACCAAAAUCUGAGAAGCCGGCGGGCCCAAAGGCGCGCCGAGCAGAUGGCAACCGCGAAGUCAAGGAAAAGGAAGACGGCGAUUAUUUCCCUUUAAGCCUUCAACUCGCCAAUUACAUCAUCCACGUCCAGGGCCCUCGUCAACAGCCAGAGAAAGAGUAGAAAAUAGAAGUACAGUUUAUAGAGACAAAACAACAAGAUGCUCCACGAAAUCCUCCUCUCCCUCUCGGGCCACCCCUCGCCACUCCUCCGCAACAUUUCUUCCUCCUCCUCCCCCCAAGCCUCUUCGAGUAACCCUGACAUCGCCACCUCGGCCGGCAUCCUCACCCCGCCUGAACGCGCCCUGCUAGCCUCCCUCGCCGAGCUCAGCGACCUGCACGUCGGCCUGAAAGCCGCGACGGCCCAGAUCGCCGCGUCGCACCCGUCCGUCAUCUGCCGCGCCGUCGCCUCGGCCAUCGACGCCAUCCACCUGGCGGCGUUCCAACGCAAGGUGCUGGCCGUCGAGGCCGCGCUGCUCCGCGGGGACGCCGCGCUCGUCGGCGCCCACCGCAUCGUCCCGCUCACCGCCCUCGUCGGCGAGUUUGAUGAUGGCUGCUGGAGGAGGGUGCUUGGGUUCCUGGCCGGCGUGGUCCGGUUCAUGGAAAGCAAGGGUGUUGAGGAGCGGGGAGGAGGAGGAGCAGGUCCGAAAGUCAUGGACAUGCUCCGUGCUGAGCUGCAGACUGGCUAUGCGGACGUGGAGCGGGCUGCUGGUGAGCUGGUCGCUGUCGCCGAGCGGGCGUGGUUGAAGCAGGUCUCUGCUUGGGUGCUGUACGGGAGGGUGGGAGGACCUGGGGAGGGGGAUUUCUUCGUCAGGGUAGAACUGGGCGAGGACGGGGAGCAGGAGUACGUUUGUGAGAGCGGCUUGCUGCCGUGCUUUGUCACCUCCGCGACGGCCGCGUCGAUGCUGUUCAUCGGCAGGUCACUAAACCAUAUCCGGGCUCUUAGCGCGCGUGAUUACAGCUUGAGAGGCAAUGAUCAUCUCUCAACACAGCUCACGCGUCUGGCGGCGUUGAAACACCCGAUUGACGCGGCUACGUUCUCAAACGCCAUCACGAAGAUUAGGCAUUUCCUUUCGAGGACUACCCUGCAGCGGCUGCUGCCCCUGAGCAAGGUGCUCGAGACGUUGAACCUUCUCCGGGAUUUCUUCCUGCUUCGCCGGGGAGAGUUCGCCAUGGCACUAACACAGCAGGCCGAGGAGAAAAUCAAGAGCCGUUGGAAGCGGGCAGAGAAUCUUGCUCAUGAAAGGCGGGAUACCCUUGGCAAUGUCACCAUGAAGGAGGGAGAGGUGGCGACGGUUUUGGCAAAGACUUGGGCGGCGAUGGGCUCAAUGCAGGGAGAGCAUGCGGAAGACGAUGAAGGGCUGGAGUUGGCUCGCGAUCUCUUAAGGCUGACAAUCUCCAAGUCAAGGACCUCUAGACCGCUUACUCCCGCCGUUACUGAAGGCGGAUUCGGUGCUAUUGCCCCUACGCCAUUCCGUAACCUUCUUUUCUCUAUCCCGGUCGUCUUGACACUACAGUUGCCUUCCCCGCUCGAUCUGUUUCUCAGCCAGACAGACCUGCAGACCUACACCGCCAUUAAUUCUUACCUCCUGUCCCUUCGGCGAGCCCAUAUCCGACUAACGGACUUGUGGAAGGUCACCGCCCUCCGCAGACACCACCCCGCGCCUCCGAGUCCACAAACCGGUUCGACUCGGGGCGGCAGGGAACAGACGCUCCUCUACCGUCAGCGGCACACGGUCAGGUCCAAUGCACUCCGCAACGCAUGGGCUACAGCCAGCGCUGCCAUCUUCUUUCUUGGCGAGCUUGAGGGCUACCUCCAAACUGAGGUUGUCGCGGGUUUAUCAGAUGGCUUUCACGCGUGGCUAACAACAAGCGAGGAUGAGCAAAGGCAGGGAAAGGCCACAUCAAAAAUGCCGUUAAACUUACCACUGGACGAAACCAGUCAUACGAACAAUGGGCAAGGCGACACCUGGGUCUCCGCAGCGCCUUCGUCCCCCACCCCUUCCACUACCCCUUCGUCAUCCUCCUCCUCCACACCACCAUCGGGAACACAAACUCAACCGCAUGACCCCCAAACCCUCUCCAUAGCCCACCGCGCCUACCUACGCAUCCUCGUCCACCGCCUUCUGCUCAGCCAGCAAUCCUUCACCGACCCCUUGUAUGAGCUUCUGGUGCAAAUCGACCACCUGGUCGCCCUCAUACACCGGCUACAGGCUGUCUGGGCGGCGGCCGACCUCGAGGCAGACAUGGGCGUCGUUGACGCCUUUGUUGAUCUGGCAAGGGAAGAGCGGGAUGUGCAAGGCGAGAUCCGCGGGGUGGAAAGGCGAGUGAAGCAAGGGAUUGAAGGGCUGAUCGCAGAGUUGAGGAGGCUGGAAGGGUCCGGAGCGCUUUUGGACCCCGGCGGCAUGGAUGACGGGCUUGGGGAUAGAGAGGGCACGCUCGCGGACUGGGGCAGUUAUGUCCCCAGGCGCGUGGGAGGGGUGGAUAGGUUGUUGAUGAAGCUGGACUUUGGGAGUUGGUUUGGGAGAGGGAGAGGCGACGAUGAUGGGGUGGAGCCCGAGCUUUGAGAGGUAGACAGCCAAACUGAAAUACCUAAUAU
Messenger RNA from Canariomyces notabilis, 2845 nucleotides. RefSeq lists its product as uncharacterized. The record is from RefSeq and is a predicted model, not a curated record. NCBI's taxonomy places the organism in Eukaryota, Fungi, Ascomycota, Sordariomycetes, Sordariales, Chaetomiaceae. Gene Ontology annotation, cellular component: mitotic spindle pole body; spindle pole; centrosome. The transcript is spliced from 2 exons. The coding region runs from base 408 to 2813 and encodes 801 amino acids. Gene Ontology annotation, biological process: spindle assembly; mitotic cell cycle; microtubule nucleation. Gene Ontology annotation, molecular function: gamma-tubulin binding; microtubule minus-end binding.